This is a messenger RNA of Cannabis sativa, 1626 nucleotides long. RefSeq names its product GATA transcription factor 28. Lineage: Eukaryota; Viridiplantae; Streptophyta; Magnoliopsida; Rosales; Cannabaceae. The record is from RefSeq and is a predicted model, not a curated record. The transcript is spliced from 7 exons. Bases 384 to 1337 code for a protein of 317 amino acids. Gene Ontology annotation, biological process: regulation of DNA-templated transcription. Gene Ontology annotation, molecular function: protein binding; zinc ion binding; sequence-specific DNA binding.
ACACCACUCACAAAAGGCAAAAGACAUAAAAAAGCAACCACUUCUUCACAUAGACUCAUAUAAACUUGGCACUUAUUCAGUGGCAUUUUCGUAAUAUUAAACCAAUUCUAAGGUCAUUUUUUAUUCCUCUAUUGCCCCCAAACUCCUUUUCACCCUAUCCUCACCUAUCUCUCUCCCCUUCCAAAUCUCUCUCGUUCAGAUUCAAUCCCUAAAAUUAAGAAUUAUCAAUUUUUCUACAAUUUCUUUUCUCAGUAAUUAAAAAAAAUCCAAUUUUGAUUCUGGGAAUUUCUCGAUUAAUUUUUCUUUUCCCUUCUUGGGAAUAAAAAUUCGAUUUUGCAGUUUAAGGGAUUUGGGGGUUUGAAUGUGAUUUGGUAAAAAAAACAAUGUCGGAAUCAAAUCAAGAGGCGUCAAUGUAUGGAAGAGGAGCCAUGGCGAAUAAUAACAUGCAUAGUGGUGGUGGUGGUCAUGGGGAUGAAGAAGAUGACGAGGUGACCGGUGCUGAAGAGUCCAUUGAUAACCCUCAGCUCCGGUAUGAAGAUGGUGGAUGUGUUGGAGCCAUGAACGGCGUUCAAGAUGUUCCUUCAAAUGUUCUAUACGUGCCCAACUCUGAAUACCCUCCCGUUGCAGAAAAUGGAGGCUCUGAUCAGCUCACUCUAUCGUUUCAGGGCGAGGUUUACGUUUUCGAUGCUGUUUCGCCUGAUAAGGUGCAGGCAGUGUUGUUACUUUUGGGUGGAUAUGAAAUCCCUUCUGGUAUUCCUGCCAUGGGUACAGCCCCUCUUAAUCAACGGGCUGUGAAUCAAUUUGUUUCCAAGCCGGUUCAACCACAUAGAGCUGCUUCUUUAAAUCGGUUCCGGGAGAAGAGGAAAGAACGUUGUUUUGAUAAAAAAAUCCGUUACACUGUCCGCAAGGAAGUUGCUAUGAGGAUGCAGCGUAAGAAGGGUCAGUUUACAUCAUCUAAGGCUAGUUCCGAUGAGGCGGGCUCAGCUGUAAUUGUUUGGAAUGGCGCACAGGGCUCUGGCCAAGAUGAGAGCAUGCAGGAAACUUCGUGUACAAACUGCGGAACUAGUUCGAAGUCCACACCAAUGAUGCGUCGUGGGCCUGCUGGUGCAAGGACUUUGUGUAACGCAUGUGGGCUUAAGUGGGCUAAUAAGGGAGUCUUAAGAGAUCUUAAGGUUCCGAACGGUGGUGUCCAGGCUGCUUCAAUGAAGGAAACCGGGCAGGUACACCUCCCAUUUAAUAGCGACGGUGAUGCUAAUGAUUCGGAAGCUGUAAACACAACAACCAACAUCGUCUCUUCCAACGGGCAUCACGACCAUAUGACUACUGAAACAGGAUGACUGGGUUAACUGGAUCUAAUACAUUUUCUGCCUCAGCAAGGAUGUGAAAUAGAUUCAAAAUAUGUAACAACUUCACAUUCACUUUGAGCGUAAAUAGAGUUUCAAUGUACUAAACUAAAAAAUUGAUGAUGAUGAUGAAUAAGUUAACUAAUUUGGGACUCUUUUUUAACAUUAGCAUUUGUAUAUUACUCCCAUAAAAGAGACUCUUUGCUAAAUGAGGAUGCUUUUUCACACUAUGUAAGGUUUUGAAUUUUGAUCAAGUAUGUGGCUAAGUGGUAGUUAUCUUGUA